Messenger RNA from Pyrenophora tritici-repentis Pt-1C-BFP, 1116 nucleotides. RefSeq lists its product as uncharacterized. The record is from RefSeq and is a predicted model, not a curated record. Lineage: Eukaryota; Fungi; Ascomycota; Dothideomycetes; Pleosporales; Pleosporaceae.
AUGUCGCAGAAUGAUAACGGGUAUUCAACGGCGGCCUCUAAAUCUGAGGAUGAGACUGAUUUGGGCUUGCAACGGAUGCUCGAUUUGCCGACUGAGCUGCGAUGCUACAUUUUGGAGCUUCUCAUCGUCGACAAACCCUUCGAUGCUUACUUCACGCUGCUCGAACAUCCUGAAAUUGGCGAAUUAGUGUGCUGCAAUUUCAAUGCGCAAUUCAAAGCGAUCAAGCGGCACCGCAAUCUCGCUAGUCAGCUUCAGCAGAUCUUAACCACCACGGCUUUGUUAUCAACGCAUACGAACAAUCUUCACACCCGCCGGCAGCUAGCCGAGUUCUUGAAAAGCAACCUUCUUGGCGAGCGAGUAUACAUGUCCGUGAAAACCUCCACUCAGGCCAUUGCCGUCCUCAAGAAGUAUCGUACAUGCUUGGACCAUACGGACAUCCUGACGGAUCAGUUCACUAAAAUGACAAUUGGAAAUGCUGUAGCUCGCUAUCAACCACCUCCUCAGCCUCGCUUUGGUACCAAUACUUUAUGCAAAGUCGAACAUCAUCGCAUAUUCCGUGCUUUUCUCCGGCUGCAACUCUACACCGAGAUCAGGAAGCUGUACGGGGCAAGAAAAGGGUUUGAGCGCAAUCUCAGGAGCUUAAUCUCAUCAUGGAAAACCUGGGAAUUUGAUGAGGUCAGAAGCGUAGCAGAAUGGAUCAAACUCGAACAUCCAAAUCUACCGCAGCAUUACCCCCCAAGUAUCCGCACGUUAUUUGCCUCGGUCAACGUAAACUUUUACAACGACAUGACUCCGUAUGUCAGAAUCCUUCCAGCCCCCUCUCGCGACCGUAAUCGACGUUCCGAAUUUGCGAGAAGGUCGAAGAGAUGGACCGACACACCUGCAACAUCUAAGGAAGGUAAAGCGGACAGGCGUAACAAGGACUGGAGACCGCUCGGCUAUGAGUACGGAUAUUACGUGAAUUACACGCAACGCGUAUAUCGAGAGCAUUUCCUUGCCGAAGGCUACCCAUUCUGGUCUCGGCAUACAACACCAAUGGCUAGGUGGUGGCGUUAUCGCAAUCGCGAGGACCAUCUAGGACCGCGAUUUGGGACAGUCUAUGACAGCAAAGUUUAG